AUGGCACGACAACAUAUCGCAGUCGCCCUAGCGGCCGCGACCUUCGCCCUACUCAUCAUCCAUCAGCUUACCCAGAGCUUCGGCCUUCCCCGGCUGGAUUAUUGGCAUUGGAAGAGCGAGGGCACUGAGCAUGGCCAAACUGCAUUACAGCAACCCAUCUCUCGGAUGGACGGACUGAGGAACCAUGCGCUGGAAGGCGAUCAGUACCUGCUUGGUGUGGGCAAAGCAGACAUCACUGGACCGGUGGUGGAGCUCAAUCUGAUGGGCUACGCCAACACGAGCCAGAUCGGAUCAGGCCUUCGCCAGCGUCUCUAUUCGCGUGCUUUCAUUGUCGGCUCCCCCACCGACCCUUCUGCUCGCUUCGUGUACCUCGUACUCGACACCCAGUCCGGCGAUACCGCAGUCAGACAUGGCAUCCUGGAAGGCCUGACCUCUAUGGGCUCUGAGUACUCAGUGUACCAAAGAAGCAAUGUUGCAGUUACAGGCACACAUAGUCAUUCGGGGCCUGGGGCGUGGCUGAAUUAUCUAUUACCACAGAUCACCAGCAGAGGCUUCUCCAAGCAGUCAUACCAGGCGAUCGUGGAUGGCGCUCUCCUCAGCAUCCGGCGCGCCCACGAGGGUCUUACUGAGGGUCGCCUCGCCAUCGGAGCUACCGUCAUCAAGGAUGCAAAUAUCAACAGAAGCCUCUACGCUUACCUCGCGAAUCCUGCCUCCGAGCGUGAGAGAUACGUCGACGACGUCGACAAGAACAUGACAUUGUUGAGGUUCACUAGGGAGAACGACGGCAGAGACAUCGCCAUCUUGACUUGGUUUCCUGUCCACGGUACCAGCAUGCUCGGCAACAACACCCUGAUUACAGGAGACAACAAGGGCGUAGCCGCCUAUCUCUUCGAGAAAGACAUGGAAGAGAGUGAUACCGUGGCACCUGGAUUUGUGGCGGGCUUCAGCCAGGCUAACGUCGGAGAUACCACACCCAACGUUCUGGGAGCUUACUGCGAGUGGGGACCAGAUGAAGGCAAAGAAUGCCGACUGGAAGACAGCACAUGCAACAACUCCUCACAGCCUUGCCAUGGCCGCGGACCAUUCUUUGGCUUGGACGACCACGGCACGAAAUCCUGUUACGAGAUCGGCCAUCGCCAGUACGCUGGCGCCAAAGACCUCCACUCUCGCAUGUCAUCCUCUUCUACAAAGGGAAUGCCGGUGACAGGUCCGACAAUAUCAAGCUUCCAUGUCUUUCGCGACUUUUCCAAUUACACCUUCACGUUGCCCAACGGAACAGAAGUCCGCACGUGCUCUGCCGCUCUCGGUUACUCCUUUGCAGCCGGUACGUCUGAUGGACCUGGCGCCUUUGACUUCCGCCAAAACACGACGCAUGAGGGCGAAAAGAACCCCGUGUGGGCCGUUGUUGGAGGCCUGCUGCAUCCGCCAACGGAAGAGCAGAGGCGAUGCCAGGGCGAGAAGGCAAUAUUGCUCGACGUAGGCGAGAGCAAGAUGCCGUAUGAAUGGAGCCCGAACAUCGUUGACAUCCAAGUUUUGCGCGUCGGCCAGCUCCUCAUCAUCGUAAGCCCAGGAGAAGCCACCACCAUGGCAGGGCGGCGAUGGAGAGAAGCCAUCGCUCGACAAGCCAAAGCCCUCGGCCUUCUCGUUACUGAUCCCGGAAACGCAGAGCAGGAUCCUGUUGUUGUCCUGAGUGGCCCAGCUAACACGUAUACUCACUACACCGCCACGCGGGAAGAGUACGCUGUGCAGCGGUACGAGGGCGCGUCAACGCUCUACGGCCCGUACACCCUAGAUGCUUACAUAAAUGCGACCGCUUCUCUCCUACCAUACCUUUCGCCGGCGCUAUCGGGAGAUCUGCCCGCGUUGGAGAAAGGCCCCGACCCUCAGAUUAACACCAACCGCUCUCUCUCCUUCAUACGCGGCGUCGUUCUGGACUCGACACCCUGGUGGAAGAAGUUUGGAGAUGUGGUGGCAGAUGUGGAGAGAAGUUACAGCCGCGGACAGACGGUCAAAGCGACAUUCCAGGCGGCGAAUCCGAGGAACAACCUCCGGCUGGAGGGGACCUAUGUCGCCAUUGAGCUCUUCGAUCCAGAGACAAAGAGUUGGCAGAUGCACAGGGAUGAUGAGGACUGGGACCUAUGGUUCCGCUGGAGGAGGACAAGCACGCCUUUGGGGUGGAGCGAGGUCGAUGUAUUUUGGGAGACUGAUCAGGAGACCGAGGCGGGGAGGUACAGAAUCAGGUACUUUGGAGAUUCCAGGGCUCUGAGCGGUACCAUCACACCGUUCGAGGGGGCGAGUGGGAUCUUUGAUGUGGUGUGA
This is a messenger RNA of Coniosporium apollinis CBS 100218, 2319 nucleotides long. RefSeq lists its product as uncharacterized. Bases 1 to 2319 code for a protein of 772 amino acids. The transcript has 2 exons. Gene Ontology annotation, cellular component: extracellular region. NCBI's taxonomy places the organism in Eukaryota, Fungi, Ascomycota, Dothideomycetes. The record is from RefSeq and is a predicted model, not a curated record. Gene Ontology annotation, molecular function: N-acylsphingosine amidohydrolase activity. Gene Ontology annotation, biological process: long-chain fatty acid biosynthetic process; ceramide catabolic process; sphingosine biosynthetic process.